AUGAGCUAUCAAAAGCAUUUGAAGGAUAAGAUCAUUUCGGUCAAAGCUGAGAUGCAGGCCGACGGGCCGAUUUCUCAGCAGCAAAUUGUGAUUAUAUACAGCUCUAGUGCCCCCCCUCCGAAUGAAGGAGGAAAAGACGAAAGGUUCAGAGCCCGACGGCUAGCUGCAGAGAGGGUGGGCAACGCGGCAAGCGGCACUACAAGCGAUGCGGUGAUCAGCACCACAAGCAGCGACACCACUACCGGCAAGUCAACGGCAACGGCAACGGCGCAACAGCCACCUCAGGAGACAUCGACUCUGCCACAACAAUGGGACUCGCUCGAGUACGGAGAGCUCCAGGUGUGGGCGCGGAUCCUCAAGGCUGAGGCGCCCAAGAAAUUCAAGGGCGAGACGGUGCCCUUGCCGCACUCCAGCUGGAACAUUUUCAUCGAGUCGGUCGCUCUGAUUCGGCACAAGGCGGUCCAUCGCGAGCCGCUCUCCGUCGCCGACGUGGAGGCGUAUCUUGCCGACGCCGACAGCCUCGUGAGGCUGCUUCGCUAA
Messenger RNA from Colletotrichum orchidophilum, 540 nucleotides. RefSeq names its product ubiquinol-cytochrome-c reductase cytochrome c1. Lineage: Eukaryota; Fungi; Ascomycota; Sordariomycetes; Glomerellales; Glomerellaceae. Bases 1 to 540 code for a protein of 179 amino acids. The transcript has 2 exons. The record is from RefSeq and is a predicted model, not a curated record.